AUGUCACCGAUAUCGGACUGUAUCAGUUGUCUUGUUACGAAAAUCAACGAGUCUGAGCCAAGCAUACGGCGGCGCUCGAUGCUUUUUGUGCUUUAUUGUUAAAGUAUACUACGUACCGUGUAAGAUAUACCGAAAGGAGGCUAAAAAUACACACGAUUGAGAAUCAUGAGUAGGUCUGGUGACAAAAGAAACAUGCCUUCGCUACUAGUGAAAACUUUGUCAUUGGAUGUUUAUUUGACUGAUCAGUUUGUCAAGUCGAUGGAAAAAGUAUUAGACAUUAAGAAGUAUAAAACACAUUACAGAGCACUCGAGUAUUCUUGUCAUGGACUGAUAUGGAUUCCUCUGUGGAUUGGAUUUAUAUGGAUUUUAAACAGUAAAAGCCUCUAUCAAAUGCAAAUCAACUUUUUCAUAGGAUUAAUACUAGACGUACUUGCUGUUGCAAUAAUAAAAGCAAUCUCAAGACGGCGCAGACCAGUGAAAACAGAAGAUGCCAUUGAAAUAGGACCCGACAAAUUUUCAUUUCCAUCUGGUCAUGCAUCCAGGGCAUUUUAUAUUUUUUUCUUCUUCUUGUUCAACUGGCCUAUACAUUUUAUCUUUGUACCGUUCCUUGCAACUUGGGCUGUAUGCGUGACCGUCUCCAGAGUCAUGAUGAGAAGACACCACCUCUUAGAUAUCGCUGCUGGUGUAGUGUUAGGUUUGAUCACUUCAUUCUUCAUUGGUCUAAUUUACUUGGAAGAAAGUACUUGUACUGAUUUGGUUUGGUGGUUAACUGAUGAAAAAUUAGAUGGAGGAGAAUAUCAUGUGUGAUAUUUAAUGUAAAGACUUUAAGUACGGACAAAACUGUAUAUUGUACAGCAAACUAUUUUACUUAUAUGUAAAAUAAAAAACUUUUAAUUAUUUUGUAUUUUAAAAUUCUCUGU
Messenger RNA from Trichogramma pretiosum, 920 nucleotides. RefSeq names its product inactive phospholipid phosphatase 7. Gene Ontology annotation, molecular function: sphingosine-1-phosphate phosphatase activity. The transcript is spliced from 5 exons. NCBI's taxonomy places the organism in Eukaryota, Metazoa, Arthropoda, Insecta, Hymenoptera, Trichogrammatidae. Bases 166 to 807 code for a protein of 213 amino acids. The record is from RefSeq and is a predicted model, not a curated record.